AUAGAACUUUAAUAAUCUCACAAUAAAUUUUUAAUAUAUACUCGGUAUUUUUAAAUUCUAAUCACGCCAAACUAAAAUAUAUUCCAAAAUGAAUGAAGUAUUCAUUAUGGUAAAAAAAAUUCAGCACCAAACUAAUUUGGGGAUUGCCGCCGAUGAAUUUUUACAGAGUAUUUUCCAGAAAGCCUUCUUCUCUAGCGAGGGCAAAAUCACUAGUUUCUCAUACACGACCUUACCUUGCAGAUUUCGUCAUUCCGAUAACCGCUGACCUUGCAGAUUCUGGCAUACACCAGAUCCGACCGCCACUCCGUCCGAUGACUAGUGCUGAGGGAUACAACCUCUUUCCAGUGCUUCGUUGCCACUGUUUCCGCUGGUUUUUUGGUUACCCUCGAUUCAAUUCCAGUUCUCAGGAUACAAUCCCUACAGCUUGUAAUCCCAAAUCAGGUUUAUGACUUUUAAUUUAUUUCCCAGUAUGACGAGUUCGCAUAAUUAGUUUUAUCACAAGGGUUUGAGUAGCCAAUCAGCUUCUUGAUUCAUUAAUCUAUAAUAUCUGACUUUGUUUCUUUUCUGAAUCAGUUUUGUUUUUAGUGUUUGGGUAAAUUUGUGUUGGGAAAAUCACUCUUCAAUUUUCUAGCGGAAGCAAUUAAUAAUUUUCCCGUCUUUGUGUUGUCAAAAUGGGCAAAAUCAUAUGACCGAUCAAGAAUAGUAAACACAACAACAAGCAAUCAAUCAAGCGAUAAACGAACACCAAGAUUUAACGUGGAAACCCAAAAUCGGGGAAAAAACCACGAAGCCUUCCACUAAUCCCCAAGAAAAUCAGUGGGUACAACCAAGAAUCCUCUCUACAUCAAUUAGAGGUAUACACAAUCAUCAAGUAACAACUUGGAACACCAAACAACAAUAAUCUUCACUCAAAAGUAAGAAAUCCCCAAUAAAAAACGCAGCAGUAAACAGAGGCAGUUUUACCGACAUCGAGAGGUCGAAACAACAAUCCCAGCGUUGGAUAUGAAGAAGAGGAUGUGAGGAACAACAUACUAAAAUUCCAUCCCGAUC
Cuscuta campestris is the source of this 1050-nucleotide messenger RNA. The record is from the annotation of a GenBank genome assembly. Lineage: Eukaryota; Viridiplantae; Streptophyta; Magnoliopsida; Solanales; Convolvulaceae.